Ostrea edulis (European flat oyster) is the source of this 1122-nucleotide messenger RNA. RefSeq names its product homeobox-like protein HDP1. Bases 1 to 1122 code for a protein of 373 amino acids. The transcript has a single exon. The record is from RefSeq and is a predicted model, not a curated record. Lineage: Eukaryota; Metazoa; Mollusca; Bivalvia; Ostreida; Ostreidae.
AUGACAGAAGUAGACAAAUUAAACCAGCUACACAGUAUGACAGAAAUAGACAGAUUGAACCAGCUACACAACAUGACAAAAGUAGACAAAUUAAAACAGCUACACAGUAUGACAACAGUAGACAAAUUACAAAAUGUAAACCAGCUACACCGCAUGACAAAAAUAGACAAAUUAAACCAUCUACACAGUAUGACAGAAGUAGACAAAUUAAACCAGCAACACAGUAUGACAGAAGUAGACAAAUUAAACCAGUUACACAGUAUGACAAAAGUAGACAAAUUAAACCAGCUACACAGUAUGACAGAAGUAGACAAAUUAAACCAGCUACACAGUAUGACAGAAGUAGACAAAUUACAAAAUGUAAACCAGCUACACCGCAUGACAAAAAUAGACAAAUUAAACCAGCUACACAGUAUGACAGAAAUAGACAAAUUAAACCAGCUACACAGUAUGACAGAAGUAGACAAAUUACAAAAUGUAAACCAGCUACACCGCAUGACAAAAAUAGACACAUUAAACCAGCUACACAGUAUGACAGAAGUAGACAAACUAAACCAGUCACACAGUAUGACAAAAAUAGACAAAUUAAACCAGCUACACAGUAUGACAGAAGUAGACAGAUUAAACCAGUUACACAGUAAGACAAAAAUAGACAAAUUAAACCAGUUACACAGUAUGACAAAAGUAGACAAAUUACAACAGCUACACAGUAUGACAGAAGUAGACAAAUUAAACCAUCUUCACAGUAUGACAACAGUAGACAUAUUAAACCAUCUACACAAUAUGACAAAAGUAGACAAAUUAAACCAUCUACACAGCAUGACAACAGUAGACAUAUUAAACCAUCUACACAAUAUGACAAAAAUAGACAAAUUAAACCAGCUACACAGUAUGACAACAGUAGACAAAUUACAAAAUGUAAACCAGCUACACAGUAUGACAGAAGUAGACAUAUUAAACCAUCUACACAAUAUGACAAAAGUAGACAAAUUAAACCAUCUACACAGCAUGACAACAGUAGACAUAUUAAACCAUCUACACAAUAUGACAAAAAUAGACAAAUUAAACCAGUUGCACAAUAUGACAAUAGACACCAGAGAUACAAACUUAACAACUAAAUAG